ACCUCCCCGCGUCCAUCUCCACUCUAUGAGGGCGGCGUUCUGGACGUUUCCGCUCUUGUGUUCAUGCGGCCUUGCUGCGGCUCGGGCUGCCCCCCCUCGGCCAAUCGCGCUCGAGAAGCGUUCGCCCGCCGAGCCCGAUAACUUCAAUAUCACUAUCUACCACGUGAACGACAUACACGCGCAUCUGGACGAGAUCACGACCAGCGGCACCGACUGCACCAAGCCCGCGAGCGGGUGCUACGGGGGAUAUGCGAGGAUCAAGGCUGCUGUGGAUGCCGGACGGUCUAGCGCGCAGAACUCGCUGUUCCUGAACAUGGGCGACGAGUUCCAGGGCACGCUCUUCUUCAGCUACUACGGCGGCGAGAAGAUCGCGGAGACGCUCAACCAGCUUGGAUUUGACGCGCUCACUCUGGGUAAUCACGAGUUUGACCGCGGAGAUGCGUACCUUGGACAAUUCCUGACGAACUUGACUAUCCCGAUCGUCUGUGCCAACGUCGACAGCCAGGACGAAGCCAUCAACGCCACCGUGAAGCCGUACCAUGUUUUCCCCGAGUACCGGCUCGCGGUCGUGGCUGUGACGACAGACACGAUCCCCAGCAUCUCGAAUUCCGAUCGGUCGACCGCGUUCGCUGACCCCGUCGCGAGCGCGCAGUAUUGGACCGAUUACGUCUACGAGCACGAGCAUGUCGAGCGGGUGGUGCUGAUGUCGCACAUCGGGUAUGCGGCGGAUAUCGAGCUAGCCCAGAAGACGUCGGGGAUCUAUCUCAUCAUCGGUGGGCACUCGCAUACUCUUCUGGGAAGCAUGCCCAACGCUGCGGGCCCCUAUCCGACCAUCGAGACCAAUCUCGACGGGGAUGAGGUGUAUGUGAUUACGGCCUACCGCUAUGGAGAAUAUCUCGGAUACAUCGAUGUCCAGUUUGAUCCCCACGGGAAGAUCGCCGGCUACACGGGAGGCCCGAUCCACCUGACCAACCAGACCGCGCAGGACGCCGAGCUCCAGGCAGACAUCAAAGCGUGGCGUAUUCCAUUCGAUGCGUUCGGGAACCAGGUCGUCGGAGACACAACGGUCCUGCUCGACCACGGGCCCUGCAAGAAGACUGAGUGCAACUUCGGCGACCUGAUGUGCGAUGCCAUGCUCGACUACCGCAUUGCGCAGUCGGACGUCGUUGGGUGCGUGCUCAACGGCGGCGGAGUCCGGGUCGACCUUCCCGUAGGCAACAUCACGCGCGGGGACGUCAUUACCGCCUUUCCCUUUGGCAAUGCAGUCACCGAGGUCUCGUUUACGGGGCGCCAGCUGUGGGAUCUCUUCGCUGGCGCGGUCGCCGGUAUCUCGGUGUCGAACGGCGCUGCAGUCAUCUCUUGGCCACAGAUCUCGCAGGGCAUGCGCGUCACAUACAACAGUGCUACCAAGCAGCUCGUCGACCUCGAGAUCGGCCAGGGCGGGAACAUGUCUUCGAUUGAUUUGGCCGCUACGUACAGGAUCGUCACAAGCGACUACGUCGCUGGCGGCGGCGACAAUAUCAUGCCCGUCCAGAGCGGAUAUGUCGUGUUAGAUACUCUGGAUGAGGUGCUCACAGCUUACAUACAGCAGCGUGGGACUGUCAGCGAAGCGCUGCAGAACCGGGUCGUUGCAGUCUCUACUUGAACGUCCGCUUUAGGAUAGCUCUUUCGCAAUAGACCCAAGUCGCUCGUUGAAAGGCAAGAGGCUGAGGUUCCGAUCAUGUGCGAAUAAAGAGCUGUCGCGUAGUCGAUUGGGACGCGUAGAUCGGGGCACGAGACGCUGGCGCGUGGUUUCUGUCGCGCAGCGGAGCUCGGACCAAAGCCGACAGACAGCGGUCAGCCGACCGGGAAAUGUUAGCUUCGACACUUCUUAGUCGGAAAUGUAGAGGGCGAGACUGCCGUCGGGGCUUGAGAGAGUGAUAAGUAGAAGAGUAGGCUAAUUGUUCUGGACUCGCCUCCCUUUUCAUCCCCCCAGUCACGACCUGGAUGACUUCAGAAUCUACGCCUCUCCUGCUCAAGGCAAAGCCGUACGACACGAGUCGACGAGAUUUCGCACUGUUGAUGAUUGGAUUAUGGAGCCAAAGCUUCAUCUCCUCGCUCGAUGGCACCAUCGUCGCCACGCUCAUUAGCAACAUCGGAUCCUCUCUGGAGGCUAUGCAGCUCAGCUCGUGGAUCGGGACGGCCUACCUGCUCUCGCUAUGCGCCUUCACGCCGAUCUACGGUCGACUAGCCAACAUCCUCGGCCGACGGCCCAGCGCCAUCUUCGCCUCCAUGUUAUUCGGAACAGGGACUGUUCUCUGUGGUUUCUGUCGCACCAUGCCGCAGCUGAUCGUAUGCCGCGCCAUAGCUGGGAUCGGGGGUGGCGGGAUGACGGUUCUGGGAUCCGUGAUCGUCUCGGACGUCGUACCACUCAAAAGCCGGGGGCUCUACCAAGGAUUCACGAACCUGCUCUUCGGGCUUGGCGGAGCGAUCGGCGGUCCUCUUGGCGGAUGGCUCGGCGACACCGUCGGAUGGCGCGCGGCGUUUGCUUGUCAAGCGCCGUUGCUCGCACUGGGCACCACUCUGCUUUUCCUCAAGGUGCGCGAACCGGAGAGCGUGACCUCCGCCGCGACGUCGACGCUCGUCGCGAAGCUCAAGCGCAUCGACUAUGGCGGGACGUGCGCGCUUUUCUUUACGCUUCUGACGUUCCUUGUCGGCCUCAACUACAAGACUGCGGCUGGAUACGAGUGGUCGGAUACGCAUGUAUGGGGCUAUCUGGUGGCCUCAGCCUGCUUUGUUGUUGCGUUCUUUGUCGUAGAGUUCAGGCUAGCCGUAGAGCCAGUUCUUCCGAUCGCAAUGCUGAAGCUACGAACGCCCGCAUUCGUUGCACUGAACAAUUUCCUGAUCGCCAUCCUGAGCUUUUCGAUGAUCUACUCCAUUCCACUCUAUUUCACCGCGGCGUUCCUCCGGACAUCGAGCAACGCAGGAGCGCACCUCAUCUCCAAUUCCAUCGGACUGUCUCUUGGGUCGCUUUUUGCAGGAUGGUACAUGCGGAAGACGGGUCGGUAUUGGAAGCUGCAGUUCGUGUCCGGCCUGUGCGUCAUCUUGGCUGCUGUAUUCGUCGCGUUGUGGCACGAGAACACACCCGAGUGGUUCAUGUAUAUCACCCUGGCACCGUUUGGAUAUGGAUAUGUUUCUAUGCUCACCACAACGCUGCUUGCUCUCAUCGCUAGCGUCCCUCGAGAUGACAUUCCGAUGGCAACAAGCUGCAAGUGAUUCCGCAGGGACCUCUUACUCACCUCUGACUGCUGCGAACAGUGUCCUACCUCUUCCGCACAACAGGCCAAGUUCUCGGUGUCGCACUAUCUGCAGCUAUAACUCAAUCCCUGCUCGCGCACCACCUGCGAUUGCGCAUCACAGGGGAGAAUGCUGAAGAAAUCAUCUCGCGCAUCCUUGACUCUACGGAGUACAUUCACACGCUGCCCGACGAGCUGCAGAGAGCCGCUACGACGAGCUGGGCGCUCUCGCUGCACACCGUUUUCUACUGCCAGAUCGGCCUCGCUGUUUUAUUGUUGCUCUCGACGCUGCCGAUCCAGGAAUGGCCGCUGCCCGACAAGAUUGCGAGCACACCUCCGACCAUGAGGCGUUCCGACUCGGAGUCCACGGUGACGCCGUGAUCAAUCAAGACCUGCACGCCCUCCCAGUAUGUAAUGUCCAAUAUCAAAAGUAGGCAGAGAAUGGAUCCCAAUGACCACCGUCCGACUCGUCCUAUGCUGAAGCGGAGAGUUUGCACGUGACCCGGGAAUAAAAAUGUAAUCUGUGGAUCCUCCUUUGAAUGAGCCCAGUGGGCUUUUGGAAAGGAUCAAAUGUAUCCAUCUAUGUAUCGAGUCGUCGGCAUCAGUGUUGCCAUGACCAAACCGUUGCCUCACGACCUUCGAAAAGACAUAAAUACCUCAGCGGGAGAAGAGAGUUCUUCGAUCGGAUCUAUUACCCAUCGCCAAUCACUCCGCUCUACCUACACCUGUGUAGACUGUAAUCCAAGUUAGAUCAGAAACGAAACGGACUUGUC
Molecule: messenger RNA, 4048 nt
Organism: Mycena citricolor
Lineage: Eukaryota; Fungi; Basidiomycota; Agaricomycetes; Agaricales; Mycenaceae
Source: the annotation of a GenBank genome assembly